Molecule: messenger RNA, 2086 nt
Organism: Cryptomeria japonica (Japanese cedar)
Lineage: Eukaryota; Viridiplantae; Streptophyta; Pinopsida; Cupressales; Cupressaceae
Product: beta-ketoacyl-[acyl-carrier-protein] synthase III B, chloroplastic
Exons: 8
Coding region: 300-1502 (400 amino acids)
Biological process (GO): fatty acid biosynthetic process
Cellular component (GO): chloroplast
Molecular function (GO): 3-oxoacyl-[acyl-carrier-protein] synthase activity
Source: RefSeq, a predicted model, not a curated record
AGAUGUUAACCAAAAGAAAUCUCCGAAAGUCCCCUCUCUUUUCCUCCUCCACCUACCAAUUAAUUAAUAUAUGCAAUGGAGUAGGUCAGCAGAAGAUAUAUAGUUUUUGUAAACUAUCUUCUGCGGAAUCCCCAAAGAACACAACCAAAAGCAAGUUGGUGAUGUCGCCAAAUUCAACUCUUUUAAUGAAAGCCAAGUGCGUUUCCAGCUGGAGCUCUUUAAAUUAUUUGGCUCAAUAAUCUUCAAAAUAUCCUCAUUUCAAAUUUCUGCUAAAUUUAGAGACAAACCAGAACGGAAAAAUGGCGAGGGCAUGCGUUCUACCUUCCGCUUACUGUCUUGCAAGCACAAGAGAUUUUGUGUCUCUGAACGGUAAUAUUGCUGUCUGUGUUUCUAUCAAAUUUCCUGGUAGAAGGUUCUCAGUGAAAUGCACCAUGGCUGAAGUUGCUGGUGAGAGCGCGUCGCCUUCUGCUCAGACGCCUCGCAGAGUUGUUGGGAGAGGUUCCAAAUUGAUAGGUUCUGGUUCAGCAGUGCCGAAACUUCUUGUUUCUAAUGACGAUCUUUCCAAAUUGGUUGAGACUUCAGAUGAAUGGAUCUCUGUUCGUACAGGGAUUCGCAAUCGCCGAAUUCUUUCAGGUGAUGAAACACUGACUAGUCUUGCUGUAGAGUCUUCCAGAAAAGCUCUUGAAAUGGCCAAAGUCAAGCCUGAAGAUGUUCACUUGGUUUUGAUGUGCACUUCUAGCCCAGAUGAUCUAUUUGGAAGUGCUCCCCAGGUGCAAAGGGAUCUAGGUUGCACAAAUGCGUUGGCUUUUGACAUCACUGCUGCUUGUAGUGGAUUUGUGUUGGGGCUUGUAACAGCCACACGUUUUAUAAAAGGUGGUGGCUUCGACAAUAUUUUGGUGAUUGGAGCAGAUGCUCUUUCUAGAUAUGUUGAUUGGACUGACCGUGGCACUUGCAUUUUGUUUGGAGAUGCGGCAGGUGCUGUGUUAUUGCAGGCAGCUGAUGGACAUGAGGAUGGUUUGCUUGGGUUUGAUCUGCACAGUGAUGGGCAUGGCCAAAAGCACUUGAGUGUGGCUGUCAAGGGAAGUGGUGCAGUGAAGGAUGCAAGUAGUUCAAAUGGUGCAGCACUUGUGCCCCCAAGCAAUUCAUCUUAUUCUUGUAUUCAAAUGAAUGGAAAAGAGGUCUUCCGUUUUGCGGUACGUUGUGUGCCACAGACAAUUGAAGCAGCUAUGGAAGAAGCUGGAUUGACUGCAUCACAUUUAGAUUGGUUACUGCUCCAUCAGGCAAACCAAAGGAUUAUUUCAGCUGUAUCUGAACGGCUGCAUAUUGAACCUGAUCGUGUAAUUUCAAAUUUAGCUGAUUAUGGUAACACAAGUGCUGCAUCUAUUCCUUUGGCUCUUGAUGAAGCUGUUCGAAGUGGAAAAGUGCAAAGUGGUCAUAUCGUGGCAACUGCAGGUUUUGGAGCUGGACUUACAUGGGGUUCCGCCAUUGUAAGAUGGGGUUAAGUGCAUAGCAAUCAAUCGAAAGAAAGGUGAACUUAGACAUGAGUUUUAUUUCACACAGAAAUUCAAAUUAUACGAGUCAAAUCAUUGAUGCUGAGAGGAAACUUUGUGCAUGCCCAGCAUCGUUUCCUCUACUAUUCCUUUGCAAUUCUUUUCAAGUUCAUGUAUACGAGGGCUUGGGGUUUUUUUUCUUUUUAUUUCUAUUUUUGUAUUCGAUGAGGGAUGGAGAUUUAGCAAUGUAAUAGAGUACUGCUAGAAAUUUUUUCUGGGCAGUGUUCUAGACUUGAUAGAUACUAACUUUAACAUCAACAUCAAUUAAUGCAGGCUUUACUUCAAAGCCUGUGGCAUGACAAUUUAAGGAUAAUAUUUGUGUACAGAGAAAAGGUAAAGCAGCCCAUUUUGUGCCCUUUACUCAGAGUGACUUAGGCAACCUAUUGCAUGCUUCUAAAAGAUGAUCAUUUAAGGCCUUGCGAAAUGAUAUUUUGGUUGUAGUCGAAGAAGAUUGGGGGGUUGUCAUAUUAUCCUGGACCUGAAUGACUUACACGCAGUUAAGCAAUUUUAAAUAAUUCGUACUUGAUUAUCCACAA